Thermochaetoides thermophila DSM 1495 is the source of this 873-nucleotide messenger RNA. RefSeq lists its product as uncharacterized. Gene Ontology annotation, molecular function: protein binding; 6-phosphogluconolactonase activity. The record is from RefSeq and is a predicted model, not a curated record. NCBI's taxonomy places the organism in Eukaryota, Fungi, Ascomycota, Sordariomycetes, Sordariales, Chaetomiaceae. Bases 1 to 873 code for a protein of 290 amino acids. The transcript is spliced from 5 exons.
AUGUUAAUCCACUCUGUGGUGUACGGCGGAGGGAGCAGGUUAGCUGUACCUUACUAUGGCUCAUCUGGACUCAACCUCUUUGACAUCGCUGAUCCAAAUGUUGGCCCUCGUCUCCUCCAAAACUUCACGUUUGUGCAGCCAGGCGACAUUCCCAAACUUGAAGGAAAUGAGCAGCAAAGGGUUCCACGACCGCAUCAGGCUCUGCUCGAUCCGACCGGAGAAUUCAUCGUUCUCCCUGAUUUGGGGAGCGACCGUUUACGUGUAUUGAGGGUGGACAAGCAAGCAUUACAAGUCACUGAUACUGGCAAGGAUCUUGUGUUCAAGCGCGGGAGCGGCCCAAGACAUGCUGUGUUCUUCAAGUCGGGGACCAAUACGUUUCUGUACAUCAUUACUGAGCUGAGCAAUCGUCUUCUUGGCUAUAAGGUCUCCUAUGAGAACGACAAGACGCUUGGGUUCACAUCGAUCCAGGAUCUCAGUACCCACGGUGGCCAGGAAGCUCUUCCAGAUCAUUAUAAGGGCUCCGAGAUUCUGAUCUCUCCUGACAACAAAUUCCUCACUGUUUCUUCUCGAAACGAGAGCACACUUCAGUUUACCCUUGCCAAUGGCACAACUAUUCCUUCAGACCCUCUGAUAAGCUUUUCCAUUGACCCCAAUACAGGAGUUUUAACACAUGUCCAAACAGCAUCUGCUGGGGGUGUUUUUCCUCGGCAUUUUUCUUUCAACAAGGAUGGCAGUUUGGUUGUGUCUGCGCUGCAGAACGACGGCCGCGUUGUUGUCUUCCAACGAGAUGUGAAGACCGGGAAGAUUGGUAACAAAGUUGCAGAGAUAGACCUGCCUGGCAUGAGCCCUGCGUUUGCUAUGUUCAAGCAAUAG